This is a messenger RNA of Suillus plorans, 447 nucleotides long. RefSeq lists its product as uncharacterized. Bases 1 to 447 code for a protein of 148 amino acids. The record is from RefSeq and is a predicted model, not a curated record. NCBI's taxonomy places the organism in Eukaryota, Fungi, Basidiomycota, Agaricomycetes, Boletales, Suillaceae. The transcript has 4 exons.
AUGUUGGAGUGGAUGCGUUCAGAAGUCCAGCGAGACAAGGGAAAGGUCUACCUGAAUGGUGAACUCACUGUCAGCGAUACACAACACAUCACCCACGCCCUCCAGGCCAUUGAGAUGAAGCACUCUUCAAGGGCUGAAGCCACUUUGAAUGUGGUAGAGUUGCAGAUAGAAAGCACUCACAUCCAACUUUCCCUUGCAACGUCUCGUGAUGUGUUACAGUCCAUCCGCAAUGAGCUAUUUAUGAUAAUCAAGACCCUCGCGAAAGUGAAGCACAAGGUCUCCUCCAUCGUCUCUCGCAGGACUCGGCUAGAGACAACCUGUAACGAAAUACAAACACUCCUUCUCAGUAAGGAAGAUGGGCUUCCUGUCUCGUCUGAGCCAGUCGAAUUUGACUCCUGCAAGCACAUCAUUACGAUCUGCCCAUUGACUACACCGACAAGCAAAUAG